UGAAUACAGCUGAUUGAGUGACACAUGUGUGGGAUCUGUCAACCCUUGGUCCCAGUCAAAACAUUUAUACUCUGAAGAAGGUUUAAUUCCAUGCUAUUCCAUGACAACACGGUGACUUGUGUGGUUGUCAACGGCCAUUUUUUGAGGGUGCGAUUUUUUUGGUAUAUCUUUUUAAUAAAACUGGUGGUGUAUUCUACUUUUUAAAAGGUGGUAGAUGGUCUCUGACUGUCGAACGCGGAGGUACCACCCGGCGGAUCUCGUAGGCGGAGCCAGAAUGUGUGCAUGUUGCAUGCACACGUGUUCCCUCGCCAGAGUCCGUGUG
Acanthoscelides obtectus is the source of this 322-nucleotide messenger RNA. Lineage: Eukaryota; Metazoa; Arthropoda; Insecta; Coleoptera; Chrysomelidae. The record is from the annotation of a GenBank genome assembly.